Messenger RNA from Heterobilharzia americana, 540 nucleotides. The record is from the annotation of a GenBank genome assembly. NCBI's taxonomy places the organism in Eukaryota, Metazoa, Platyhelminthes, Trematoda, Strigeidida, Schistosomatidae.
AUGCCACCUCCAAAAUGCCUUACUACGGGGUUAGAGUUGGCCGUGGCGUCGGUGUUUUCUCGAGUUGAUGCAUCAUGUCCACGGCGUGUAAUGGUUUACACAGAUGGUUCAUGCAAAGGUGCUUCCGAUGAUCGUCAUGCUGGUUAUGGUGUUUACUGGGGUCCUAAUCAUCCAUGGAAUGUAUCUGAACGUUUAGAAGGAGAACAGACAAACAAUAGAGCGGAAAUUGAGGCAGUAAUAUGUGCUAUUAAACAAGCGAGGAGUGGAGGUAUAUGUCAUUUGGGAAUAGUUACAGAUAGCAAGUUUACCCAAAACUGUGCGACUGAAUGGGGUCCACGAUGGGCACGCAAUUCAUGGAAGUUGGCUAAUGGUGAAGACGCCAAACUGAAAGAACCAGUGAAACGGUUGCUUGAAGCUAUGGCUGAACCAGGUCUUGAAAUAACUUGGUAUCACGUACGUGGCCAUAAUGGUAUACAUGGAAAUGAAGAAGCAGAUUCAUUGGCUAACAUUGGUGCUAGCAAACCAUUACCAAAUAAAUGA